UCCCUAGACGGGGGUAGCGCGAGGCUCAGCACAGCCUUCCUGUGUGGGUUCGCUGCCCAGAGCGUCAUGGAUCUGGGGAAACCAAUGAAAAGCGUGCUGGUAGUGGCUCUCCUUGUUGUUUUCCAGGUGUGCCUGUGCCAAGAUGAGGUCACGGAUGACUACAUCGGGGACAACACCACGGUGGACUACACCGGGUACGAGACUUUGUGCUUCAAGAAGGAUGUGCGGAACUUUAAAGCCUGGUUCCUCCCCAUCAUGUAUUCAAUCAUUUGCUUCGUAGGCCUGCUGGGCAAUGGGCUGGUCGUGUUGACCUACAUCUACUUCAAGAGGCUGAAGACCAUGACCGAUACCUACCUGCUCAACCUGGCCAUGGCAGACAUCCUCUCCCUCCUGACCCUUCCCUUCUGGGCCUACAGCGCGGCCAAGUCCUGGGCCUUUGGUGUCCACUUCUGCAAGCUCAUCUUUGGCAUCUACAAGAUUAGCUUCUUCAGUGGCAUGCUCCUGCUCCUAUGCAUCAGCAUUGACCGCUACGUGGCCAUCGUCCAGGCUGUCUCGGCUCACCGCCACCGUGCCCGCGUCCUCCUCAUCAGCAAGCUCUCCUGCGCAGGAAUCUGGAUGCUGGCCAUGGUUCUAUCCACCCCGGAGCUGCUGUACAGUGGCAUUCAGAAGAGCAACAGUGAACAAACGCUGCGAUGCUCUCUCAUCAGUGAGCACGUGGAGGCCUUUAUCACCAUCCAGGUGGCCCAGAUGGUGAUCGGCUUUCUGGUCCCCCUGCUGGCCAUGAGUUUCUGCUACCUUGUGAUCAUCCUCACCCUGCUCCAGGCGCGCAACUUUGAGCGCAACAAGGCCAUCAAGGUGAUCAUCGCUGUGGUCGUGGUCUUCAUCGUCUUCCAGCUACCCUACAAUGGGGUGAUCCUGGCCAAGACGGUGGCCAGCUUCAACAUCACCAGUAGCAGCUGUGAGCUCAGCAAGCAGCUUGACAUCGCCUAUGAUGUCACCUACAGCCUGGCCUGCGUCCGCUGCUGUGUCAACCCUUUCUUAUACGCCUUCAUCGGCGUCAAGUUCCGUAAUGACCUCUUCAAGCUCUUCAAGGACUUGGGCUGCCUCAGCCAGGAGCGGCUGCGGCAGUGGUCCUCCUGCCGGCACACCCGGCGGACCUCGAUGAGUGUGGAGGCCGAGACCACCACCACCUUCUCCCCAUAGGCAGCUCUUCUGUCUGGACAAGAGGGACCUAUCCAGGGCCCCCCUGGGGCGGGGACAGGGAGCAGAUACAAUGACUCAGGACACACCCCUCACUCCCAGAAAAAAAGCUGCUGAGGAAAAAACAGCUCUGACCUCAGAGUGAAAACCUGUGCCCCAGAUAAAAGCUUAACCCCAAGCCUAGCUACCUCAACCAAGGUUGAAAAGAGACGUAGCUGAUAAGCUAACGCCAGAAAGGGCAACUCCCCAAAACUGAUGCUGUUGUCCCCUAAACCAAAAACCAAAAGUGAAAGUCAAGAAACCAUUCACACCUGCUGGAGGAAAGGGGAUGAGGUGGGUGGGGCUGCUGAAUCCUCUGAAUGAAGCUUCUUCUGACCUAGAAAGAAGUCAUCCCCGGCUGGCUCAGGCCAGGUCUUCCAGAAAACCAGGCCUUGUGGGCAAGACCAAGGAUGGUGGGGAGACUUCUCGGCUUGAUGAGGACAGGUGGACCUCUGCCAAUCAAACUAACUCUCUCUGAUUUCCUGCCUCCACUGCUUUCCACCAGGCCAUCCUGAGAGCCCGCUCACUUGCCACGUUGUCCUCCCAGGCUCUCAGACAGGGGAUGGUGGGCUGUUCCCUGCGGGCCAGGUCAGCUGCUUCAGCCUGACCAAAGCCACGUUCCCAGCCAGGGCUCUGGAGUGGGGAUGACAUGUGGUCAGUUCUCAGCUUGGCUAGGAUCGGAGGAGAGGACAGAGAGAAACGUUGAAGAUGGGGAGGAUGACAGUGCUGGCACAGCCAGCAAGCUUCUUCCUUGUUUGUUGUCACAGGGACGGAAAAGCUCCUUGUGUUAUGUUUUCAAUUCAUUAAGAGAAAAACAUUUUACUCAUAUAAAAAUAAAAAGUUUCCCUUGAGGUAAAAACAGCUUUGAAAGAAAGGGAAACAUUUUUGGUAAAUGGUAAAUGAGUGUGUUCUACUUUU
This is a messenger RNA of Nycticebus coucang (slow loris), 2157 nucleotides long. It is a transcript of the gene CCR7, whose product is annotated as C-C motif chemokine receptor 7. Gene Ontology annotation, molecular function: chemokine (C-C motif) ligand 19 binding; C-C motif chemokine 19 receptor activity; chemokine (C-C motif) ligand 21 binding. The transcript has 3 exons. Bases 67 to 1203 code for a protein of 378 amino acids. Lineage: Eukaryota; Metazoa; Chordata; Mammalia; Primates; Lorisidae. The record is from RefSeq and is a predicted model, not a curated record. Gene Ontology annotation, cellular component: membrane. Gene Ontology annotation, biological process: chemotaxis; G protein-coupled receptor signaling pathway; inflammatory response.